Molecule: messenger RNA, 924 nt
Organism: Colletotrichum fioriniae
Lineage: Eukaryota; Fungi; Ascomycota; Sordariomycetes; Glomerellales; Glomerellaceae
Source: RefSeq, a predicted model, not a curated record
AUGAAGUCCUACAUUGCCAUCACCGCCGUCGGUGCCAUCAUUGGCGCUGCCGUCAACGGUAUGCCCGUUCUGGACAACCAGGCUACUGCCAACGUCCUCGGUGCUCAGGUUCCUGCUCAGGCUGGAAUUGCUGGCUUCAAGCAUAACAUUCGCCAGAAUGUUGGCUUCAAUGGCUCUCAACCCAUCAUGAGCAUCAGCUUCGAGGCCUCGGUUGUUCACCAGACUACCACCAUGACCGACUACAAGCAGCCGAUUGCCACCACGGUCAACAAGUGCACCACUUUCCCGAUCAGCGAGCCCGCUCUUGGCCUCACUGGAAUCAUGGAGAUGUGUGCUCCCAUGAAGACCACUAUCAACAUGAACAUUGGCACCAAGACCACUCUUGAGCACCUCAACGCUCCCGUUGUCACCGCUCCUCACAUCACCUCCGUUCUCUCCAUGGAGAUUGAGACCGCUGCUCCUGUCAAGCAGUCCACGACUAUGGAGAUCCACGAGCGCAUCUCCAGCUGGUGCGUCACCGCGACCAGAACCGAUGGCUCCAAGCCCUACAUCUGCACCGCCGGUCUGGAUGAUUACCCUCAUGCCACUGGCACUGCCACCUUCAUCUACACUCCCUUCUCCGGCCCUACCCCCACUACCCCCUCCUUCUUCCUCACUACCUUCAGCGAGGACCCUGCGAAGCCCUCGAGCGCUCCCGACUACACUCCCUUCGCUGCCCCUACUCGUUCUGAGCCCAGCUUCUUUCUCACUACAUUGAGCGAGGAUCCUGAGAUGGUCGCCGCCGCUUCUACUUCAACUCCUCUUGCCACCUCGUCCACUGAGACUGUCAUGAUCGGCGCCCCGAUCGUUACUCGUGCUUCGACUGUCGAGCCCGUCAUCACUGAGACUCAGACUGUCUUUGUUACGGCCUCAGCCAAGGUCUGA